AUGGCCCAAUCGAUUCGUAUCCAAGUCCCGAAAAAGGGCACAUUCACUUGCAGCAGUAGCACAGCAGAGGAGGCCCUGGAGUAUUUGCGGCAAGUGUUGGGUGAGCCCUGGCAUGGCAACAAGCUGUUGUCUUGCGGUCUACAAAAGCUGGAAGCAGAUGACUUGCUGCACGAUUUCAAUGAUGACUUUGUGUUUACAAACUAUUCAUGCUUGAGUUCUGGACCUCCGGUUCCUAUCCCAAGAACCGAAGUGCGUGGAAUCACCAUCAAGCAGCUGUCACAUUUGCUGGAAUUUGUUAAGGACAGGGUCUCCACUUGGUAUGAACCUUAUUCAGUUAUGCCACAGUACGGGCAACCUUUGUCUUUCGAUGACUUCGACAGGUAUCAUGCGAAUUUCUGGGUCGUUUGCCCUGCUACGGACCGUCCCUUGAAUUGCAGCUACGUAGAGUUGGUUGCCAGCGAGGCUGCAAGUCAACGGCCUCUGUGGUAUGUCACGUAUCUAUGGCAGCAGCCACUCCACGAGUUCAUGACGUGCCUCAGGCGCCACGCUUCUUUGCGCGAGUUGCCUGAGAGCACAGCCUAUUGGGAUAGCGCUCUGGCAAACAACCAGCAUACGCUUGCACCUGAGAUCUGCGACAAUCCCCGAAAGCUGGACUUCUGCCGUGCACUGAAGUUGUGUACCGGGCUCUUGCUGAUCUUCGAUCAGAAUGCCGAUGUGAUGACCAGGAUCUGGGUGUGCUUUGAAGCGUCUCUGGCACUGGAGGAGCGCACCAUGUCUCUGGUAGUGGAGAAGCGCAACAAGGAGAAGUCCGGGAAGCACUUUCUGCUGGAUGUGGCGGCCAUGGAUCGUCCUGGCGAAGCACAUCUCAUCACAGAUGGGCUGGCCGGUGCUGAGGAGCGUACGGAGCGAGCGCUGGGUCUUUUGUUGAAAGGCCAGCGCGAGGCCAAGUUCCCGCGAUUCAUUAUGCACAAAGCCGCGUAUGUUGAGAUUUCCGAAGCUAAUGCAACCAACCAUGAUGACAAGAUAAGGAUCCUCAACAGCCUUCGUUGUCCACGGGCAAAGACCAGGGAUCUUCUUGAUAGCUCAGGAUCAGAGUCAGCACUAAGAUUUGAUCCAAGUCUUGAUGCAUUGAGCAAGUUCAUGAGAGAAAAACUGGAGGAAACCGAGAAGCUCUCUUCAUUGGCCAACGACCUUAGUGUUUUUCUUAGUGAGAACCAGAAAAAGACAGACGGAGUUGAGAAGCUUGUGCAGGACAUGGAUGAAGAGCUUUGGAACGAACAGGACGACACUGUGCAAAAGUUUCUCCCGGAGUUUGCCUUGUUUGAAUGGAGCAAGGACAGAGUUGAGCAGAAGGUGCAAGAGAUCCGUGUUCUUCAUAGCUAUCAUGCAGGAGUCAGCAUGGCCUACUUGCUGCACGAUUUUGUGCACUUAGCCCAACAGAGAUCACAAGAAGUAGAUCCAACCUUUCUCCGAUUGAAAGAAGCCUUUUGGCUCUGUAAGGAUAAAGUCGGCCAGGACUUGUACUGCCCAAGAGAUGGCAAGUUGGGCCGUGCUUUGGUGGAUUUGCUUCCCCCAAAACAUCGACAGAGGCAAAACUACUUCAUGUCCUGGACUUGGCAAUACUCAGUGGGACAGGUAAGGGAUGCGUUGCAGCUGUGGAAAGCACCGAUGGCAGCUGAGAAUGUCUUUUUCUACAUGUGUUUUUUUGUGAACAAUCAAUUCCGUCUCAUUGUGGAUGGAACUCCAGCUGGCAGUGACAACUUAGAAGAGGUCUUCGAAGAGAACCUUCGACGCUGUGGCCAGAUGGUAGCCAUUUUGGAUGGAUGGCACCAGCCCAGAUACCUGCGACGAGUUUGGACGAUCUAUGAACAGUAUGUCGCGUGCUCUCUGAAGAUCGACGUGGCAUUUGUGAUGCCUCAUGAAGCAAGUGCCUCCCUGUCCCAGAAGAUUUCUCUUGGGGAUAAAGGCAUUGCCGAGGUGACCCGAUCCCUCUGCGAAGUCAACGUGGCCAAUGCAGAAGCAUAUGAUCCACGGGAUGAGAAGAAGGUCAAAGACACGAUCCAAGAAAGUGUGGGUUUUCAGGAGGUGAAUCGGCAUGUGAAAAGUGCCAUGGUUCAAUGGAUCGGUGGCGUUGUCAAAGACAAGUUUGAGAAGCUCGUGAACGAAACGG
This is a messenger RNA of Cladocopium goreaui, 2170 nucleotides long. NCBI's taxonomy places the organism in Eukaryota, Dinophyceae, Suessiales, Symbiodiniaceae. The record is from the annotation of a GenBank genome assembly.